AAGUAAGCACCAUAAUAUUCCUCACUUGAAUAUCCAACACAAUACAAUAUCCUCCUUCCAUCUCUUAACUAUGGAAUAUGAAUGUAGCCCUCUUAAUUGGGAAUUCUAUAACCAUGAUGAGGCAUUAUUAGAGGACUUGAAGCAUUCACUUCUAUACACAACUUUAGAGCUAGAAGCAACCAUUGCAUCAGCCAAAGAAGAGAUUACAAAAAAAGAAUAUGAACUAAUUCAUGCCAACGAUCUUCUAACCAGAGUCAUCAAAGAAAGAGAUGAAGCCAUAGCAAAAUGCCAUAACCUAAUGCUAGAAAAACAAGACUUUCAACUUCAAAAUGAAAAUGAACAUUCAGCACCAAAUGCUUCUUCUUCGGACUGCGAAGAAAACAGUUCAACAACACUACCGACACAGUUUCAAGCAGUGUUGGAAUUAGCAGAAAAGAAACCGUUGCCGAAGAAAGGGAAGUUUUUGAAGGCAGUGGUUGAAGCUGGACCAUUGUUGCAGACACUUCUUCUGGCUGGACCGUUGCCACAGUGGCAACAUCCACCACCGCAGCUGAAUUCAAUUGAGAUUCCUCCGGUUUCGAUUUCGUCUCCGAAGGAUCUUUCCUUGAGCAAGAAAAGGGAGUUUGUGUUCUCUUCAGGUUCUGAUUGUUCUGUUUCAAAAUGUAGAAAAAUUGUUCAGGACAUGCCAACAGUACCUACCAUUGUCUCAAAUCUUUUCCUGCCAAAUCCACCAUUUUCAUAGGAAGAAGAAUGCUGGUAACAAUUACUUUAUCAGUCUCUUUUUAAUACUCUCUAUCUUAUCGAGUUAAAUUCGGCGAAAUUUAGGCCGAAAUGAAUUUAAUUCGAUAAAAGAGUAUUGAAAAUAGAGUGUUAAAGUGAAGGUAGAUAGUAAUUUUCUUUUUUGUAAUGUUUUUAUGUUGCAUAAGAGAGAAUUUAUUGUUGGCAUUUGAGGAUUCCCUGAUUAAGAUCUUGUGUUAUUAUGUAAAUAUUUUGGUUAAAUGGGGUUGAAUUAUUAGGAAAAAAUUUGUUAGGAAUUGAAAAAUGUGAUUUUAAGUUGUGACACAAUUUUGUACUGUGGUAGAAAGAGGAUGGGGUGAGUAGGCUUUAAAUGGCAUGGUUUUUAUUGAAGGUUAUUGUUGUGCUUUUAUUAUUUUCCAAAAGUUGUUGCUUUCACAUGA
Vicia villosa (hairy vetch) is the source of this 1178-nucleotide messenger RNA. RefSeq lists its product as uncharacterized. Bases 71 to 742 code for a protein of 223 amino acids. The transcript is spliced from 2 exons. The record is from RefSeq and is a predicted model, not a curated record. NCBI's taxonomy places the organism in Eukaryota, Viridiplantae, Streptophyta, Magnoliopsida, Fabales, Fabaceae.